Messenger RNA from Cydia strobilella, 3781 nucleotides. It is a transcript of the gene Cdc25, whose product is annotated as M-phase inducer phosphatase 2-like. Gene Ontology annotation, cellular component: nucleus; cytoplasm. The record is from RefSeq and is a predicted model, not a curated record. The coding region runs from base 349 to 2181 and encodes 610 amino acids. Gene Ontology annotation, molecular function: protein tyrosine phosphatase activity. The transcript is spliced from 7 exons. Gene Ontology annotation, biological process: positive regulation of G2/MI transition of meiotic cell cycle; protein dephosphorylation; G2/M transition of mitotic cell cycle. NCBI's taxonomy places the organism in Eukaryota, Metazoa, Arthropoda, Insecta, Lepidoptera, Tortricidae.
CAUAUCGCUCAGCUGAUUCAUAAUCUCUGUCUACCUUAAACAUUCUCGUUAAAACCCACUUUCCGACUCAAAAAACGUGUAUUGCAGUGAAAUAUCGUGCAUGACAAUCAUUUCCGAGUGUUCGCACGAGAAAUUGACCUUAAAAUUCGGUUUAAAGCAGUUCUCAUAACCUUAAAAACUUUCGAUAUCUUUUGUUAUCUUCGCUGUGAAAUAAAACACAAUAACGCUAGGUAGGACAGUGGAGAAGGGUUUGGGAGCCUCAUCACGGACACGUUCACAAUCAACAGCGGCAACAGCGCCAGCAAGCGGCGGCGCGAUGAGGCGCUCCUGAGCAGCUUCAAGUAUAAGAUGAAACCGCACAGCCUCAACCUGUCACCCAAGUCCCCGACGCCGCCCAAACGGAGGUUGGGCUCCAAGGAGAACUGCUCGCCUAAUAUUGGUCUCUCAUACGAAAACAGGAUAGAGUCAAGAGACUUCUCACUCACCCCAAAACCUUUCAAAAGCCAACACACAUAUGAGAACCAGAAGUCACCGUUCAAUCCGCCACCAAGAAAAGCUCUCGGAGAACUCCAGAACUUCUCACCAAAAUUCACACCGACAUCUUCUCCGCCACCGAAAAGAGACUUAAGCUCUCUCACCCGCUCUCCGCUCUUUAAGCUGCUUGAUACACCAGUGUUUGAGUCUCCGGUGAGCAGCCAGCGGUCUUUCAAGAAGAUUAGCAGGAUCUUCGAGGAGCGGAGCCGGUUCAAGAUGGAGAGUGAGAAGUUUGAGGAGGAAACUAGGGCUCCAUUCCAGUUUGAGCAAGAGAACUGGACUGCGACUAAGUUGGACUUCACAGACGUCCUCCAAACGCCAUUUAAAGAAAAUUUUAAGACUGAAGACACUGUCGUCCCUGAAAAGGAGGAAUUAGACCCGGAAUUCGACACACUCCACGACUUAGAGGAAGAAUUUGAUAAUCACACAUUCGAUCAAUGCAACGAGUAUGAAAUCAUCUCCACCGAUAGCCCGGAUAUCAUAUCUAGAGGCCGGAAUCCUUCCAACAGGAAAAUAAAUGGAAGCUUCGUCUUUGGAGCACCUUUAGUGGACACCGAACAGUCAACUUCCUUCAACGGGCCAGCGAGAGCCUUAAACUUUGAGGACAACUUCGAAUUCCCAUCGCCGUGCAUCAAGAAAAGCUCAAGUUCCGGUUCGGUUAAAAAAUCUCUCAAAUUCUGCGAGACACCGACGAAGGACUCCAUGAAGAGGAUAUUCACUUCGGAAAGCACUACUUCGAUGGAAAGCGGAUUUGUAUCCGAAUUUGAUGAUCAACUUUUAGAUAUCGAAGAAUCGAACUCUCCUAAAGUAGCUAAUUUUGAUAAUUUGCUAUCCGGACAGAUUAAGAAUAAUGUUAUAAGUAAUGUAAAGCAACCGCUGUAUCGGAGUAAAAGUUUUAACCCGGCCCAGUCGAAAGCGAGGGUGUCUCUGCUGUCCAUAUUGGAGUCUCCGCAGAAGAGGAGUCAGAAGAGAACGGAGCCAGCGGAGGGCGGGGAGAGUAAGAGGAGGAAAUGCGAGGAAACAAGGCCGGUGCUGCAGCGGUGCUUCUCUGAGAAUAAUGCUUCGAUUAUGUCCGCUUUAGAGCGAUUGGAUGUGAACCCGGACCUGAUCGGAGACUUCAGCCAGCCCUUCGCCCUCCCGCUGACCCGAGGCAACCACUCGGACCUCAAGAGCAUCUCGUGUGACACCCUGGCUGGCCUCAUGCGGGGGGACUUCCAGAACGUCACUGAAUUCCAGGUGAUCGACUGCCGCUACCCCUACGAGUUCGAAGGCGGCCACAUUACCGGAGCACAGAACCUGUACACGCCCACACAGAUCCUGUCCCUCGUCCAGGGACCGAGGCCUGAGGGCAAGGUGCUGGUCUUCCAUUGCGAGUUCUCCCUGGAGAGAGGACCUAAGCUCUCUCGCUUCCUCCGCUCCUCCGACCGCGAGAAGAACAAGGAGAUCUACCCCUCUCUCCACUACCCCGAGGUCUAUCUCCUCCACGAGGGCUACCGCGCCUUCUACCAGCGACAUCCGGACCUCUGCUCGCCGGCCGGAUACACCGCCAUGUUGGAUCCCAAACACAGGGACCUGCUGAGGCGACACCGCUCUGUGCAGCAGCCCUCGUCUUCUACGCAUCAUAGGAGGAAUCGGCUGCUGUUUUAGAGGACAAAAAAGCUUAGUCUACUGGAAAGACCGAUGGUCUACUGAAAAGACCGAGGGUCUACUGGAAAGACCGACGAUCUUUUGUUAAGAUUAGCUUUUCUGGAUUUAGUCUACACAAAAAAUCUACAGUCUUUCGUACAGACUGGCUUUUAUAGCUUCGUUUACUUAAAAAACCUACGAUAAACUACUGAAGGUUAAUCUGAAAUACUAAACGAUGAUGGUCUACUGGAAAGACCCGAGGUCUUUUAGUAGCAUGAGACGUUCGAAUCCGAUCACGAGUUCAGGGAGCCUAGCCAAGAUGACAUCAUUGAUAGAAAACAUCAAUCGAAAGUCAUAAUGUUUGGAAAUAGUCACGUGACUUUGUGGCAUCUGUCAUCCCGAUCUAUUUUUCCAUUCGUUUGGCGUUUGUCGAUGUACGACUGUAAUUUUGGCUAGGCCCCUUUGUCGCUAAACCAAUUCAAAAUUAUUGAUAAAGGUCUGAUUUUAGAGUAGUUGCGUGGUCUAUUUGAAAGACUGGUCUACUGAAUAGACCGUUAGUAUACUUGGUCUUUUCAGUAGACCAUGGUCUUAUAAAGACUUAAUUGGUAAAGCAAUAUAUAAGACUCCUCUAAUAUAAACACUAAAUUUAAUUUCAAAUUUGUAAAUACGAAAAAUGCCAUAUUAUUGUUAAAAACUAAGUUUUUAGUACAAAAAUAGGCUUAAAAAGUAUAUCCCACCUAUCUUAGUUACGCCAUAGUGUAAGUUUUCAUGACGCAAUAUAGUUGUAGUUUAGGAAAAUCGGGAAUUUGUCCAAUUCAAAUUGAACUUCCCUAUUUGUAUGCAAAUUACAUACAUACAAAUUGUCGGAUAUGUUUAUUUGAGUGUCCUAUCAGAACCUUUCACUUGGUAUAAACCUUGUUUAGAAACUUAUGUGAAUUGUUACAUAUUAUCUGCACAUUCAUUGACGUGACAGUUGGGAAGUGCCAGUAUAAAGGCCAGAACACACCCUCUGCGUGUGCGUAGAGAAAAUGUUGAAGCCGUACACGCACACGUAUCGCAAGCGGUGUGCCGUCUCCCAUAAAGAUCUGUAUAUUACAACUCGCACACGCAUUUGGUGUGCACAGGCCUUUAAGCAUUCACUGCCAAGAACACUAGGUGUUUAUUCUAUAUUGGAAAUAGGGCGCUUCGCACAGUAAAAGUCAUAUUUUAUUAAUUUGACGUUUUCAUAUUAUCACAAAAUCUGUGCAGAGUAAGCUUGGUCCUACUAUGUUCCUUAUAUUGCGAAUCAAUUAUCAGUAUGUGGAAUGAACCUUCAAAUAUUGAAGAAAAGCGUACUCCCAUAUUAAAAGCCGGCAACGCACUUGCAGAUGUCCAUGGGCGACGGGAAUUUGCUUACCAUCCGACUAUUCGUCUUAUCAUAAAAAAAAACAUGAUCCUUCCUUCACUUUAGUUAGUGCUUUGUCUGUCAGUGUCUAAGUAACAAAGCUAUUUUACUUGGGUCUCCUACAUUCCUAAAAACUAAUGUUCUAAAAUCACUUGGUUUAACCGUUUUGUCCUAAUGGGUAUUUAACAUAAUGAUCAUUUAGCAUAACAAUUACUUGCCAUAGUUGCCUGAAGAGUA